AUGGACGUUAUCAAAAACGUCGUCGAGGCCGCUGAGAACUACCUGUGGGGAAACGAUGAAGCAUCCAACACUCUGUCGGGGGAGGAACCUGUGGCUGGUGUUCAGGGGAAAGGCACGGCGGCAGAUCCAUAUGACUCUGGGAACGCACCAAAAGACCUUGCCCUCGAGCAUGCGAAAGAAUCUGCAGAACAAACGAAAAAUGAAGGAGGAGGGACAACACAUGAAUCGGAAAACCAAGGGACCAUCCCACACGGCUUUGUUCCCGGUAGCGGCAGCAGUACAACUCCCUCAGGUGGACAGGUACGAAAAACAGAGCGGUCAAAAACCGAACCAGAUGUUGUAGUAAAGAACCCCCUAGCAGGAGCUAGCGGUGGCUUUACGGCCAACGCACACUCUGAAACCAGCUCCAUGCCGAUCACAUCUCCUCCCAUGUUGGCAACUCCGGCUACGUCCAGAAAUCCCCCUGCUGCAGGAGUCCUGUCACAGGACACUCAUUUACCACCACCCCUUCAAGCCUCAAUUGCGGAAGCUAGUGGGGGUAGGGGUAGUAGUAAGGGCAGUGAGCACCAUGCAGCAGCAGCGGGAGCUGCUGCUGCUGCACGAAUGGCCCCACCUCCCACCGGAACUAGCCAUGUAUCAGCUCCCCAGAAACCAAAUGCUGCAAGUGCUCGUGGUCAGCCUCGGGCUCAGAAUCCUCCGCUCGAAGAGCACCAUGUAUUCAGCACUGGAUACGCUGCUGAAGGGGGUGAUUUUGAUGCUGCGGAGCCCGGCGCGGGGAGAGAAGCUGACCGCCUUCUAGCCGAACAUCAUCAAGAAGUUUCUCUUGGCAAGAAUGGGCCGGGCAAGGAGCCCAAAGCCCAAAGCCCGCAAUCAAAACCGUCGUCGGCUCCUCAACAUGAAAAGAAUGCUGGUAAUGACGGCGGUUCUAAUCAGAAUAAUACUCCGUCGCAACACCAUUCGAUACCACACCCUUCGUUUUCACAUUUAAAGGAGAAGCUGCAUAAGGGUGGUAAGCAUUAUUCGUAG
Molecule: messenger RNA, 1026 nt
Organism: Blastomyces dermatitidis ER-3
Lineage: Eukaryota; Fungi; Ascomycota; Eurotiomycetes; Onygenales; Ajellomycetaceae
Exons: 3
Coding region: 1-1026 (341 amino acids)
Source: RefSeq, a predicted model, not a curated record